This is a messenger RNA of Closterium sp. Yama58-4, 525 nucleotides long. The record is from the annotation of a GenBank genome assembly. Lineage: Eukaryota; Viridiplantae; Streptophyta; Zygnematophyceae; Desmidiales; Closteriaceae.
AUGGCGGCGUUCGAGCUGGAGGCGUUCCCCGGGCGCACGCUGCACGUGCUGCUCUUCCAUGACGUCGCCAACUCCGCGGACUUGCUGAGUCAACUGCAGAGCGGAACGAUGCAGUCUGAAGUGGCUCUUCUCAAUGCCCGGCUGGUUCCUGGAACUUUCCCUGUGCUUGUGGCAGCACACAAGGCGCUGACGUCAGCAGCCACGGGGUCCCUCAAGUCGCGCACGCUGCACUCAGAGCUCGUAUUCAACUAUGCCGCUUCCAAGCAUAUCCGCGAGUCACUGCAGCGCUGUGGCGUGGCAGCCGGCACCUCCGCCCUGCUGGCUGCGCGAUUCGAUGCCACCGAGGAUGAGCUGGCGGCAGUGAGGGCACUCGUGAAGGGCACAGAGGUGGACCUGGCACAGCUUUCCACGUCAGCCUCUGAGGCUGAUGUCAUCAAGCACUUCAAGAUCGCGGCCCCUGAGAUGGCGGUGUGGUCGCUGGAGGAUGCCAUUGCGGCCCGCAUUGCCGUCCGGGACAGCUGCUGA